CCACGGAGAGGGGACGCUGGAUGCUGAGACGAGGACGAUGCGGGCGGCGCUCUGGACGGGCUCCCUGUCUGCUCCGGGUCUUUGCAUGAUGUAGGAGAUGGAUGGACAAAAGCUAAAUGCUUCCUAUUGCAUCUGCAGAGCUUUUUGAAGUUUCUCUGCAUUUCCUCACUUCCCCGUGCCUGCGGUUUAUGUUGCCAUCUAGCUGUUGACUCACGAGAACCCUUCCCGUGUCUGCUAAAUGGUGAAAUGUGAAAGUCCCACGGCGACUAAAAAUAUAUGCCAGCCGUUCUGCGUCGAGGAGCCGCAAGAUGUGGUUUCUGUGGCCAAAAGUCUGCUAUUUUUCUUACGAUGGAAAGGCUGGUUGUCUACCUACUGGUUAUUAGCACAGCCGUGAAGGCCAUGAUGUGCCCCAAAAGAUGCAUGUGUCAAAACCUGUCUCCGUCCUUCACCAUCCUCUGUACGAAGACGGGGCUCCUCUUCGUGCCCCCCAGCAUCGACAGGAGAACGGCAGAGCUGAGGCUGAUGGACAACUUCAUCACGACACUCAGGAGAAAGGAUUUUGCGAACAUGACCAAUCUCAUUCACUUGACGCUGUCGAGGAAUACAAUAAGUCAAAUCAUGCCUUACGCAUUUUUUGAUCUGAAAGGCCUUCACGCUUUACACUUGGAUAGUAACCGACUGACCUAUAUCAACGAAGAUCAUUUCAAAGGUCUGAUCAACCUUCGGCAUUUAAUACUCAGUAACAAUCAGCUAAGCUAUAUCUCUCCCGGCUCGUUGGAUGACUUUAUUGAAACCAUCGAAGACCUGGACCUGUCCUACAACAACCUUGUGAACGUUCCCUGGGAAACAAUCGCCAAACUUUCCAACGUCAACACGGUCAGCUUGGAUCAUAACCUCAUCGAGUUCGUGCCGGAGGGAAUCUUCUCCAAUCUUCACAAGCUUGCCCGUCUGGACAUGACCUCCAACAAGCUGAAGAAGAUCCCUCCCGAUCCGUUGUUCUCCAGGAUCCCCGUGUACGCCAAGUCCAAAGGAUCUCCGCUGUCAUCUUUGGUGCUGAGUUUUGGGGGCAACCCUUUGCACUGCAACUGCGAGCUGGUGUGGCUGAGGCGCCUCACCAGAGAAGACGACCUGGAAACCUGCGCCUCCCCGCCGGAGCUGAUGGGCAAAUACUUCUGGUCCAUCAAAGAGGAGGAAUUUGUCUGUGAGCCCCCGAUGAUAACGCACCGAACCCCCAAGCUAACCGUAACGGAGGGCCAAAGCGUCUCUUUGAAGUGUAAAGCUGUGGGCGAUCCGGACCCCUACGUUCGCUGGAUUGCACCCGACGGGAAGCUGGUCUCUAACACCUCGAGGACGAUUUCUUACGAGAACGGGACCCUGGAUAUUUUGGUGACGUCUCUGACGGAGAAGGGCACGUUCACCUGCAUCGCAUCAAAUGCCGCGGGAGAGUCGACGGCUCCGGUGGAGCUCCUCGUUACCCCGUACCCCAACCUCGCUAACAGCACCAACUGCGAUAAAGACGCGGAGCCAGGCCCCUCGGAUAUUCUGAUAUCUGCCAAGUCGAGCUUUCCGAACGAGACGAAGGCUCAGCAAGAGAAGGUGGUGGUGGUCGCCGAGCUGACCUCGUCCUCUGCUCUCAUCCAGUGGCCUUCUCAGCACCACCUCCCCGGGAUCCGCAUGUACCAGAUCCAGUACAACAGCUCCUCUGAUGACAUCCUCGUCUACAGGAUGAUCCCUGCUGCUAGUAAAUCCUUCUUCUUGACUGAUCUGGUUGCAGGACGUGAGUACGACCUCUGUGUCCUUGCUGUUUAUGAUGAUGGCUUGACAUCUUUGACUGCAACCAGAGUGAUCGGAUGCGUGCAGUUCACAACCCAGGAGGAAUACAAGCAGUGCCGAUCCCUUCACGCGCAGUUUCUUGGAGGAACCAUGAUCAUCAUUAUUGGGGGCAUCAUUGUGGCUUCAGUUCUUGUCUUCAUUUUCAUCCUCCUCAUGAAAUACAAAGUCUACAACAAUCACCACAAAAACAAAACUACUAAAGUUAAUAACGUCUGCUCUCAAACCAAUGGAAGUCAAAGUGGCUCGAUGGCUCGAUCCACUUCUAAACUGGCAGAGAGGCGGGAAAGUUUGCACCAGGAGUGCUCGGGAUCUUCCAGCAAAGGAAAAACUGUUGUAGACUUGGAUUGUGAAAAAGUGACUCCAACCAACACAACGUUUUUAACAACCGAUGCGUUAUCUUAAUGGCCAUUUGACAGGACACACCAAGGUGGUAUUGCUUGAAACAUUUUAAUGCGAGUGGUUGUAUUUUAAGCUUCACUACUAUUGUCUAUUUUUAAGAUCAGAUGGUUUAAAAAAUAUUUUUUUAAUCUGUAAACAGUUCUUGCAUUCUUAACUAUUUUGUUUCAAUAUAUUAAAUAUAAGUGUGUGAUUUACAAGAUUUUUUUACUGGUUCUUUUAUAGCAUACACCUCUGGUAUCAAGGCAGCAACAUAGCUAAAUUCUGACUAGGUUUGUCUGUAGUGAAAUGCACUAUUUUUUCAUUUGGUUACUGACCAGCAGCAAAGACGUACUCUCAGGAUCUUCAGACUUCUUUUCUCACAGCAGAGUCACCAAACUACUCAUCUCUUCAAGGAAUGAUGUGUUAUAGAAAGUCUCAAUGCGGAGUUAUUUAUUGCCAUAGGUAUGUUGUAUACAUGCUGCUCACAAAAGAAGUAAAAUUAGUAGAGGUUCCCUAUGGAAAAAAAAUAAAUAAAAAUAUAAGCACUACUUUAAAAAGAAAAGAAAUAAAGAAAAUUGAAAGUACUUUAAGUACUUUACCAUAUUCUCUUGGAAUUAUUCGCUGGCACAGAAAUAUGGACUCGUAUUGUUUGCUUUGUAACAGCUGUUAUCUGUCUAGGCUGUGCCUUCGAGAAACCUCCUCUUGUUCUUGGAAGUCAGAUUUACCUCUGGGCAGGACGAAGCCCCCGCUUUUUGUUCUUCCUAAAUUGUAAAACUUCACGAACCGGUUGAAAUCAGGUGUGUUCCACUGUGCACGUUUUUGCUAUGCUGAAACCCAUGCCAUAGUCUCCCGCUCCGAAAGCUGAAGGUAUUUUUCUCUCUUUUUAUUUCGGUGGUAAAUUUGCUGAGCGAGGACCCGCAGAUGAAAGCUCCCGUGUCCUGAGGCACACUGCACAAUCUCACUGUGACACCUCAUCUUCCGAUGGCUUUUAUACCAGUCUCUUCUUUCUGUAAUGCUGCAUGAAGUGUAAUGUAACUGGCUGAUAGAUGAAUUAUGUGAAUGUGUCCGGUCAAGUCAUUUUAACGCAUCAUAUGGAAUGAAAUGUUCCUUUUGUUUCAAGGGAUACUGGCAAAUCGAGAUGGACCCAAAGUUUAGGUUUUGAAAUAUGCACAAGAGGAAUUGGUGACCUCGACCAAACAAAAUGUCAUCUCUGCCAUCCUCAUUGGUCGCUGAUCCUUUGCAAAGUACCUAGCUCUGUAAACAAAACAAGAGAAACCAAGGAUACCUUUUAUUUAUUGAAGCUCAAGAAACGGAACGAAAAAGCAAUUGACAGGAGAGGCUUGCGAGCUGAGUGACUUUACAUCUUUUCAGGUGAUUGAGAUCUAAUUUAGCAAAGAAAAGUAUUUCUCCUAACGUUGUCCCUUUAACUGUCUAUAAAUAUUUCUCCUGUUUGAAUAUGAAAGAAUGCUCAAGAAAAGUUACCUGGUGGACAGCUGGAAGCUGUUUAACUCCACUAAAAUUAAAUACUAUAUUUUAAUACA
Anas platyrhynchos (mallard) is the source of this 3752-nucleotide messenger RNA. Its product is annotated as leucine-rich repeat and fibronectin type III domain-containing protein 1-like protein. The record is from RefSeq and is a predicted model, not a curated record. Gene Ontology annotation, cellular component: presynaptic active zone membrane; cell surface. Lineage: Eukaryota; Metazoa; Chordata; Aves; Anseriformes; Anatidae. Gene Ontology annotation, molecular function: protein binding.